This is a messenger RNA of Alternaria alternata, 1288 nucleotides long. RefSeq lists its product as hypothetical. The record is from RefSeq and is a predicted model, not a curated record. The transcript has 2 exons. NCBI's taxonomy places the organism in Eukaryota, Fungi, Ascomycota, Dothideomycetes, Pleosporales, Pleosporaceae. The coding region runs from base 370 to 891 and encodes 173 amino acids.
CACUCGCCUGCUGCAAUAUAUUGCUGGAUCCCACAGUAGGCACAUAUGCUCCCCCCAUCCCCGUCCGACUGACUGCAAGCCGCUCCCUCUUCCUUGCUCUUCAUACAUCAACGCUUUCUAUCUCUUUUGUACAGCUGUCAAUCCUUUAUUGGCAACUGUCAACCACACCCUAAAAGUAACAACUGUCGUACAACCACUGCCACGAACACUUCUCUCGGCCUACUAUCGUCGCCACCAACGAACGCUUGCCAAUUCAGAUAUACUCCGCAGCAGUAGUCCUGCUUUCAGACUGACAGCUCACCCUCGAAGCGCCGUCAGUCGUUCCAAUCGCUCAAUUACACGUCAAUAAUCACAUCCGAACACAUCAACAUGUUCUACGUUAUGUACCUGACAGGCCUAUGCCAAAGGCGCCACUGGCCCGACCCACUUUUCCAAACCUACCGAACACGCUAUGGUUAUGGUUCAACCGUCAGAGUGAACAACCGAGAGUACUCGACUGACGUGGAGUACGAGAGCGAAGAGCUAGCCAAGAACGCCGCCGCCACUCGAGCCUACAUGAUCUGCCGCAACUUUUCGGUAAACGAUGGAAUGUACCCAGGACAACGGCCCGGCCAGGGUGCCCAGGGACUGCCAACACCGAUAGGAGCAGGCCGACGGAACACUUCCUCAUCCAACGAUUACGACAGCUCCAGUACCACCAGUGGCAACACCAGCCCAAGGAACUCUGAUUGCGGUCUCGAUGCCGCACAGGCGGCUGCGGCAGGAGGCAGACGACCUAGCAAAGCCUCUGUGGCCCCUUCGGGAACCUCGGCAUGCUAUUGCGGCCGUGGUUAUGUCCGUGCUUACGAGAGAUGCUCGGGUUGUCUUCAAGAGGCGGGAUAUAGAGUGUAAGAACAUAUUGAUAGACUACACUUUCUACGGUAUAAAAACCGGUACCAAGCAACAACGACACACCAAAACAUAACGACGAGCGCAUCGAACCAAAAGAUUUGAAGAGCCCAAGCUCAGCGAUACCACGAUUCCUACGAACCUGCAUCCUUCACGAACCCUUUACGGCCUGGCCGACGACCCAUGAUGUUAUAUCUCUUUUGGGACCGGCUACCUGCUUUCCAUCUCGUUAUCGAACAGUCUGGGAUAUGUAACGACUACCAUACCCCGGCCCCUUUCGUUUCCCUCUUCCUCUUCUUACCCGGCGGGGCUGCAUAGCGACGGCAUUGAAGCGUUUUAGCGAAAACCUAUUCCUCUUAUUGCUUUUCGGAUCGGCAACACUUGUCCUUGAUCCUGGGUU